UCUGCAGGUACAACUAUGUGUGCCUGCGUAUAGAUUUGUGAGACUGUGGGUGUGACAUAGUGUGUGUGUGUGUGUGUGUGUGUAAUUAUGUUUGACCACUUGCCUCGGGAGAUAUAACUGAAUGUGUGUGACAGUAGGUGUGCCCAUGGCCAUCUGUCUCGGCGGGCAUAAUUUUGUAUGAGUAAUUGUGAUCGAAUGUGUGACCUUGUGUGAUAUGUAACUGUGUGAUUGUGUGCCAGUCUCUCUGUUGGAGUAAUUGUGCAUCAUCAUCUCUAACUUUGUGUCAAUGUGCCUGUGAAUGUGUAUGACAUUACGAGUGUGAUUGUGCGACCAUGUAGAUGUGUGUGAUUGGGUGAGCAUUUGUGUGACUGAGUCACAGGAACCUUAAAAUUACUUGCCCAAAUUCACACGGUUAAUAAGUGACAAAACUGGAAUUGGAGCCCACGCAGUUUGGCUCUAGGGUCCUUGCUUUUUAAUUACUAAAGUAAAAACUGGGUGCCCUGGGUUCUGAGGGUGUUGGAGAGGAUUGUCAGUGGGCUUGGACUAGGAACCUUUAGGACAUAGGAACUAAAUCUGGGUCUCUUCCCUCAGUCCCUUUGUGAAUCCCAGGACCAAGUCUGAAGACAUUGUAUGUAGUGAAGCCCUCUUCAAACUGGCUGCCUCUGGGGUAGGAAAGCCCAACCUGAAAGCUCCUUAGGUGAUGGAAUUGGAGAUUUUAGCAUUUUCCUUGUCAAACUCUUUCAUGUUUGGUGCUGAGAGAGGUUGACCGUGCCUCUUUUUCUGAUGUACUAAGUGAGCUAAAUUUUUGGUUCUCACUUUCUCAGUUAAUAAAGAAAAAUAUUCUCAUUUCCUUUCCAAAUGUGUAUGUAGAAUCUCAGUGGAAACAAGGAUGGCACUUCUCUAUGCCAGAGUUGGCUCAUGCAAUCUUGACAGUAAGGAAAAAAAGGGUUCUGAGAGGUGGAUUAACUUGCCCAAGGUCAUGUAGAAAAUGAGUAAAGGAGUAGAGAGUCUGCAAGCAGGUUGGGGGCUAUUUAAUGCCCAAGUCUUUAACAGGACUUUUUUCCAAAUGGUUCAUCUCAAAGUUGGAAAACAUUACCCAAGGGAUACACAGCUCCUUGCAAACAAAAAUUUAAAAUACAUUUCUUUUAUGCAGAUACUACUUAGGGCUCUCAGAUGCUGAGACUUUGAGUUUCCUCCCAGGUUACAAAGACUUUUAUGGACUAUUUCAAGGUGCAUUGCACUAAGGAAAUAACUUUGUUAGAGACUGAGUUGGCUAGUGCAGAGUAGCCCAGAAUUAGGGGGUCAUGUAUCCUAAAUCCUAGGUCAAACGCAACUAUUCUCGUUUUCAGAAUGAAGAAAUGUUGGCUCAGGGAAUACAAGGAACGUAUUUGAGGCUGUAGAGUUUGUUAUUGCUUUAGCGUUAAAAUUUGGCAAUGAUUACCUCAGGCUGCAUUUCUGUAGAAUAAUAAUGGUAACAUCUGCCAUCUCUAAAGAUGCUUCUCUAAGAAAUAUAUGCCAUUGAUUUCUGAGUUUAUGUUGAAUAUUUCCCAUUCAGACAUUUUGGUCUCUUGAAAGAGAACCAGUGUUUGAGGCACACUAUAGUCUGACUCUUAUGACUUCAAGUUAGUUGAGUAAGCUUUUCGAACCUCAGUUUCACUUGUUGGUAAGAUGGGGAUAAAAACACCUACCUUUGCAGUUUUGUAAAAAUUAAAUAAGAUAAUGGCAUAUACAACAUGUGUAGCAUCACUAAAUUACAGGAGGCAUAGUAAGACUUAUUUAUUCACUUAUCAAAUAUCUUUUGAGAGCUUAACAAUGGUUUUAGCAUUAUUGUAACACUAGAGAUACACCGGUGAACCCAACAUAAAUGCUAAGAAGGGAAAUAAAUCAAGAUAAGGAAGAAGAGACUGGAAGGGAGGUUCUCUUAAGAUAGAAUUUUUAGGGAAGUCCCUUUGAUAUGGUGACAGCUGAACAAAGAUAGGAAUAAAGAAAGGGAGGGUCUGCCAUUUUUUUCUCCCUUAACUCUGCUUUCUCAGGACUUGGUUCUCCAAAAGAGAGAAUUGAAGAAGGAAGGAAGAAUGGCUGUUGGACUUUGUAAAUCCGUGUCCCAGGGGUUGGUAACCUUUAGGGAUGUGGCUCUAGAAUUUUCCCAAGAAGAGUGGGAAUGGCUGGACCCAUCUCAGAAGGAUUUAUACAGAGAUGUCAUGUUGGAGAACUACAGCAAUUUGGUAUGGCUUGGACUGUCCGUUUCCAAGCCCAACAUGAUCUCCUUAUUGGAACAACGGAAGGAUCCUUGGGUAGUGGAGAGAGAGAUGUCAGAUGGUCAAUAUACAGACUGGGAGUCUUGGUAUGAAAUUAAGGAAUUAUCUCCAAAACAGUACAUUGAUGAUGAAGAGGAAAUAUCCCAGAGCAUAGUGAUGGAAAGACUUACAAGUCAUGACUGUGAAUCCUCCGGUUUCAGGAAAGCUUGGAAAUAUGAGUGUGAAUUUGAGCAGCAGGAUGGAAAUCAGGAGAGACAUUUCAGGCAAGUGGCAAGUCUUAAGGAAAUCUAUGCUGUGAAAAGAGAUAAUGAAUAUAAUUCUGAGAGAAGCAUUCUCUUGAAGUCAGUGCUUUUAACACAACAGAGAGUUCCCACAGUACAGUCAGUACAUAAAUUUGAUAUUUAUGAUAAAAUGUUCCCUCCAAAUUCAGUCCCAGUUGAGCAUAAAAGACAACAUGCUGAGAAGGAAUCUUUGAUAGAUAAUGUAUGUGAAGAAUUCAACCAGGGUACAUACCUUAGUAAAGAUAGAGGAAUUCCUUCUGGGGAGAAGCCUUAUGAAAGUAAUGAUUUUUCAAAUUUCUUAAGUUUCCACUCAUUACUUACUCAACAUCAAACAACUCAUUUUGGAAAGCUACCCAAUGAAUGUGGUGAUACCUUUAGCUGUUAUUCAUUCUUUACUCAACCUCAGGGAAUUAGCAGUGGAGAGAAACCAUAUGCAUGCAAUGACUGCGGAAAAGCCUUUAGCCAUGACUUCUUUCUCAGUGAACAUCAAAGAACUCAUAUUGGAGAGAAAACAUAUGAAUGUAAGGAAUGUAACAAAGCCUUUAGACAGAGUGCACACCUCGCUCAACAUCAAAGAAUCCACACUGGAGAAAAACCCUUUGCAUGCAAUGAGUGUGGAAAGGCCUUUAGCCGUUAUGCCUUCCUUGUUGAACAUCAGAGAAUUCACACAGGAGAGAAACCAUAUGAAUGUAAGGAAUGUAACAAAGCCUUCAGACAGAGUGCACACCUUAAUCAACAUCAGAGAAUUCACACUGGAGAAAAACCCUAUGAAUGUAAUCAAUGUGGAAAAGCCUUCAGCAGACGCAUAGCCCUUACUCUCCAUCAAAGAAUUCAUACAGGAGAGAAACCCUUUAAAUGUAAUGAAUGUGGGAAGACCUUUGGCUAUCGCUCACACCUUAAUCAACAUCAGAGAAUUCAUACUGGAGAAAAGCCCUAUGAGUGCAUCAAAUGUGGGAAGUUUUUCCGCACUGAUUCACAACUUAAUCGACAUCAUAGAAUUCAUACUGGAGAGAGACCUUUUGAAUGCAGUAAAUGUGGAAAAGCCUUUAGUGAUGCUUUAGUUCUAAUUCAUCAUAAGAGAAGUCAUGCAGGAGAGAAACCCUAUGAAUGUAACAAAUGUGGGAAGGCCUUCAGUUGUGGCUCAUACCUUAAUCAACAUCAGAGAAUUCAUACUGGGGAGAAACCGUAUGAAUGUAAUGAAUGUGGGAAGGCUUUCCAUCAGAUCUUGUCCCUUAGGCUACACCAAAGGAUUCAUGUUGGAGAAAAACCCUAUAAUUGUAAUGAAUGUGGGAAUAAUUUUAGCUGUGCCUCAGCCCUUAGACGACAUCAGAAAAUUCAUAAUAGAGAAACUCUCUGAUUAUAACAAGUAUAAGAAAGAAAACGUUUAGUCACCACUCAGUCCUUAUUAAAUAAAUAUCAGUAACUUAUUUGGUUAGUAAUGUAGUAUAUAUGGAAAAGCCUUCAGCUCAUGAGCAUCCCUUAUUUGAAACAGCCUGAGUAGUAAACAUCUGUUGCUUUGUGAUCUGUUCUGUGCCAUCUUUGAGACUUACCUCACCCUCAAUUCAUGUCAUUCUGGUGAAACUGUUAAUAAGGGAGAACAGUGAAUUGGUCAUAGGCCGGCCAGUUAUUACUUCCCUCAACCUAGUGAUUAAUAAGGGAUUGACAAAUGGCUCAGUCUGGACUAAUAGAGCUAUAGGGGGUUAUUAUUAUGGGUAGUAAAAGGAAACUUUUUUCUGGAAUUGCAAGUUUCAAGGAUUUAGUGAGGUUAAAAACUCAUCAACAGUUUUCUUUGCCAAGAUAACACAGGAAAAUGGAGGUGAGAGACUGAAAUCUGAUGACAUUGUUUGAUCUCUUGGAUCCAGUCAUGUCUGAAGUCUAUAACCAUCCUUCACUUUUUCACUUUUGUGAUCCAAUAAAUUUCUUUCCCUUUU
Messenger RNA from Miniopterus natalensis, 4470 nucleotides. It is a transcript of the gene ZNF527, whose product is annotated as zinc finger protein 527. NCBI's taxonomy places the organism in Eukaryota, Metazoa, Chordata, Mammalia, Chiroptera, Miniopteridae. Gene Ontology annotation, molecular function: DNA-binding transcription factor activity, RNA polymerase II-specific; RNA polymerase II cis-regulatory region sequence-specific DNA binding. The record is from RefSeq and is a predicted model, not a curated record. Gene Ontology annotation, biological process: regulation of DNA-templated transcription.